Messenger RNA from Acipenser ruthenus (sterlet), 1768 nucleotides. Its product is annotated as transmembrane protein 19-like. The coding region runs from base 240 to 1256 and encodes 338 amino acids. The record is from RefSeq and is a predicted model, not a curated record. Gene Ontology annotation, cellular component: membrane. The transcript is spliced from 7 exons. Lineage: Eukaryota; Metazoa; Chordata; Actinopteri; Acipenseriformes; Acipenseridae.
CGGGUCUAAUAGCAGAAGUGACGUUACCUUUCUUUCACUUUUGAUUUUGUAGUAACUAUCUCGUUUUGUGCAUUAUUUCCGAUUGUAAAUGGGGAUUAUAGGUUGUUGUAAAGCAUACUAGUUUGUUUUUUAAGUAUCAACAAUUAGCCAAAACAAGAAACAAGUAUUCACAAUGUGUAUUUUACGUGCAAGAUACCAUAUAUCAUGGAGCAACACAGGUUUCGCUUCCAGUUGCACCAAUGCCACAGUUUGAAGAGGAGAUUUUGUUUAAAGAGUAUGUAAAGAUGAUGACGGAUAUGAUCAUUUUGUGCUUCACUUUGGCAAUCUCCUUGUCAUUCUGGAUUGUCUCGCUUACUGCUAGUACGUAUUAUGGUACUUUACAUCCUGUCUCCCCAUGGCGCUGGCUAUUCUCAAUACUGGUUCCCCUCAUCCUUACCUCACACAGUCUCAAAAGGAAAAGCCUUGACCGCAGCGGAGCGUUGGGAGGUAAAUACUCACUUGUGGUCGGAUUCAUUCUUACCAUGGCUAACAUGAGCUUCUUUGCUUCCUUGCUGGCAUUCUUCGUAACAUCUUCCAGACUAACAAAAUGGAAGGGGGAGGUGAAGAAGCGUAUUGACGCAGAUUAUAAAGAAGGUGGGCAGAGGAAUUGGGUGCAGGUGUUCUGUAAUGGAGGCGUCCCUACAGAACUUGCUCUGCUGUACAUGAUUGAGACUGGCCCUGGGGAGAUUCCGGUGGACUUUGGGAAGCAGUACAGUGCAACAUGGAUGUGUUUAUCCCUCUUGGGUGCCUUGGCUUGCAGUGCUGGGGACACGUGGGCCUCUGAAAUAGGACCUGUCCUUAGUCCGAGUUCACCAAGAUUAAUAACGACGUGGAGGGAAGUCCCAGUGGGUACGAAUGGGGGGGUCACUCCAGUGGGUCUUCUUGCCAGUCUCCUGGGUGGAAUGGUGGUGGGCCUGGCUUACUUUGUCAGUCAGCUGCUCUUUGUGAAGGAUCUGAACCUCGCUGCUCCACAGUGGCCCAUUGUUGUGUAUGGUGCCAUGGCAGGAUUACUGGGGUCCUUGCUGGAUUCUUACAUAGGUGCCACUAUGCAAUAUUCAGGUUAUGACAAAGGCAAGGUUGUGAACCACCAAACAAACUCUUCACAAUGGAUAUGUGGAAAACCUAUUCUGGACAACAAUGCUGUGAACCUGUUUUCUUCCAUACUGAUUGCGCUGAUAUUGCCUGGAAUGGCCUGGGGGUUUUGGCCAGUGCAGUAGAUACUUUUGCACUGGGGGAAAAAAAGCAAAUGCUCUGUUUGUCCAACCAGACAGUGGGAUACAAGAAACAGGGCUCUGUAGUAAUUGAUUCACUCAAGUCUUCAUUUUUCAUUCUGGCUUCGUCUAAUGUUUUUAAUUUUACAGUAUUAUGUUAUUUUUUUAAGAGUGUAAACUAUUGGCGCAAUCCCCAGAGCAUUGACUCAUGACUCAUGUUUUGUUUUGUUUUUUAAAGUGUACUGAUAAGUUACUGGCAAAACCAACAGUAGUCUAGAACAGCUUGAUCAGUCUCAUAUUUCUUUUUUUGUCUGAUCAAAAGAGUCAAAUAACAAAUGACUUAUUUGUAACUCUAGGUCACUUAUCUAAGCGGUUCAAAUUUGAAAGUCAGCAGUUUUUCUUUUUCAAGGGAGUCUUGUAUGAGUAAUUAAAUGUCAUGUCGCAACAUGUUUUAACCUACUAGGAACAGAAAAGCUCAGAGAACCUUGAAACUGUUUACAAUAAAGUAUGAAACUCAA